Molecule: messenger RNA, 1312 nt
Organism: Camellia sinensis
Lineage: Eukaryota; Viridiplantae; Streptophyta; Magnoliopsida; Ericales; Theaceae
Source: RefSeq, a predicted model, not a curated record
UUGACACACACACACACACACACACCUCACUCAGAGUCAUGGCAGCAGCGACCUUUACUGGCUCCUCAAAGACCCUUUCCUCUUCACAAAUUCAAUGAGAUUGGUAUUGUUUCUCACCCAAUUCAACGAACCCAUUCCUCAAAAACCAUCAUUUACAGUAUAUUCAAGAACAACAAAGCCAUGGCUGCUUCUCUUUUGGGUGCUGCUGGGUUUGCCCUCACCCUAGUAGUGGAACCCGCCUCUGCUGCCGAGCAUCCAUUGAUGAUGGGUUCUUCUUCUUUGCCGCUCUAUGAACACCGAAAUGCCCUCUCUUUGCCCACCUGGGCCAUCUACGUCUGCAGCGUCGUUGAAUGGUCACAACUCUCUCUCUCUCGAAAUUGUUUAAUUGAUUUUUAAAUUCUGCACUUGAAAAGGGUUAUGGCAAUGGCGUUAGUAUGGUAAUAUGGGGAGAAAUCUGGGUAUGAAUCAUGGAAGGGGCAGGAGGUGGGUUGAGAGAGAUCGUUGAUGGGGAAGAAUGGGAAAGGGAGAAAGAGAGAGAAAGAGAAAGGGAAAGAGAGUCACCUGGCGGGAACACACUUUGCCUAGCAAUGGAGGCUGGCUACAUGUGGAGAGCCAAAACGAGAAGGGGCAAAAUGCCUCACCAUUUGGAGUCCUAGAAAUGCAGCUUCAAUAGAUCCUCCGGAACUCGCAAUGUACAAGAACCGUUUGCAAGAGUACACUAAAAAAUCAUCCAUUCCACUCUCAGUUUAUGAAACAAUUAAUGAAGGAGGAGUUCCACAUGAGCCAAGGUUUAGGUCCACUGUCCGGGUGGAUGGAGCAUCAUAUACAUCUCAUGAUGUAUUUUCACAACGAAAGGCUGCAGAGCAAGAUGUUGCCAAGGUGGCAUUGGAUGGUAUAACACAAAAGAUACUUAUUCGUGAGGAAACAGUCUUUUGCAAGUCUAUCCUCCAUGAAUUUCCAGUCUUUUGCAAGUCUAUCCUCUCUGAAUAUGCAGUCAAGAUGCAUCUGGAGAAACCCACUUACAACACAACUCGGUCAGUGGGGUUGCUUCCACCUCGUGUAUCUGCUUUGGUAUUCAAUAGUGUUACUUACACUGGCGAGGCAGGCAAAAACAAGAAGGAGGCCGAACAGUUGGCAGCACGGAAAGUUGUCCUGUCAAUUUUGGGUAUUAUCCCUUCUGCCCUUACAUACAAAAUCAUUGCUCAGAAUACAUAGAUAUAUGGAUUGUCUCUCUGUGAGCUUGUCUUUCUUUUUGUAUAUGUAUAUUUUAGUACAGUAUUGUGCAUACUUUUGUAUACAUAUUAGCUUUAUA